UGAGCAGAAGCGUCACCGGCACCAGCAGCAGCAGCAGGAGGAGAGGGAGGAGAGCCGAGCGCAUCCCAAAGUUUGAAGCUGUUCGGACACAGCAGACACAAGGACCGGGUUAUGUGGAGUCAGGUGGUGGUUUAGAAGGAACUGCAGUGAUUCUUCGGUUUAACCGGGAACAUCUGAUGACAACAGUCCGUUAACAUCCCUCUGUCGUGUCAUGACUGACAGUUGGAAGAGCUGCGAAAACAGGUUCCUUGUUCAGCAGACUGAAGAUCGAACUGGAUGAAGCCACUUUUCUUUUAUGACUGACAACUUAACAAACACAAAGUCACCUUCUCAGAACCUUCUAAUUCAUUUUCUACCUCUUGUUGCUUCUUUACUUGUCAAGGGAGGCACUUUUUGAAGAUAUCAUCCCAAAGGGAAACAAUGAAAGGAACUUAUUUCAACACCUGACGGCUCUGACCCACUUAUCUCACUCCAACUAGCUGGGCUGAAGGAAGACUUUGCAUUUAGCAGGCAACAUCAGCAAAGGUGAUACCCUGUUUUAUAUUCAGGGCCAUUGAUCCACUGACCUCUAGAUCUAAUUAGCCACACACAGACACCCACACAUGUACACACGCAGACAAACACCUGGCUUUCUUGUGUUUGUAACACUUGUGUCUGGCCUUCAGUUCAGUGACACAACGCCCAGACACACAUUUAAACAGCUAUACUCAAUUGGGUGUUAGAAGUCCAUCUGCACACCAUUAACUCCCAUAGAGAACACUGACCUUGGCUGUGAUCAGACACGUGUUUUGUGUGUUUGCAUUAGCAGGAGGCAGUGUCACAUCCUGUCUGCUCUGAUUGAGAGUGAGAAUGAGAGUGGAUGUGGCAGACUGGCCUUGAUAAAUACUCUAAAAAAAAAUUUACCGCCUGAGGGUCGGCCACUCAAACUGGAAGCCAUAGAGCUUCAUUAGACUGUUUAGUCAGUUCCUCAAAAUGUGUGACACUAAAAAGUAGUGCAUAUUAAUUUAAAAGUGUUCGUGUGCAUAUGCAUGUGUGUCUGUUGCAUUGUCAGAGCAGAUUAGGGCCAGGCCUGUCUGGGUCACGUCACUUUGGCUGACCUAGAUUUGACAAAAUAAACUGGCCACCUGAGGAAAACGCAUGUGCAAGUCCUGCUGUGAUCAGAAUACGCACAUUUUUUAAACAACUACACCACACUCUCUGAACUCAAGAUUGUUCUGCAGUCCUCUUACUUGUUAACUACCUUCUACCAAACUUCUUCACCCAACAAGCAGGGUCUACAAUAUAAAACUUGUGAACUGCCUUUUUACUUAGCCUCAUAAUCAAACUCCCGAUCUCCAGUUUGGCUUUUGUCUCUACGCCACCCCUCAUGAACACCUUCCCUUCCUUCUCUGCACCUCCUCCCAACACACCAACCAUCCAGUCAGUGUGUAAGCCCUGCCUUCGGGCCCCGUGGAGGAUGAACGAUGUGCCCACUCUUGACUACGAGUUGCUGCUGUCCCCGGCCAGCUCCUCCCUCUCCGGCAGUCCUGGCGGUGGCAGCAGCAGCCCCCCUCUGGCGCUGGUUGGGGUGGACAAUGAGCAGCGCACCGCCUUGGCCUUUGUAGGCCUCCUCAUGCUAUUCCUGGUCUUCCUGCUGGUCAGGUGCUUCAGGAUCCUGCUGGACCCUUACAGCCGCAUGCCUGCAUCAUCCUGGACUGACCACAAGGAGGGGCUGGAGAGGGGUCAGUUUGAUUAUGCACUGGUGUAGGGUGAUGUGUCAACAGGGUGUAGAAGAGGGAAUAUUUCAUUGUACACGGACAGGGUCUUUUAUAGUGUAGUCUAAUUUAGAAGUGGAGAUGGACAGCAACAAUUCAUUAUAUUGUGAAUGCACUCUAAGAGGGAAGUUUACCUGGUGUUGUAGUAUGCCUGGUUUAUAUCUCUGUACUACAGUCUGUGUACUGGUGUAAAUGUGAGGCUGUGGGGACCCUGUGUAACCAUAACAAGUAUGGUUCAACAAAAGGUAAAGCCAAACACUCACCCAAACCCAGAUAUUUGACCAUGAAAAAAACAGAAAUAUUAAGCUGCACAGCUGCCUUAACCUGACCUAAUGUACAAGUCUAACCACAUCACAACAUCACUUUAGGGCUAGAUUUUCCUAAUUCCACUGCUUGUCAAAUCACAACAUAGUUUUGAACCUCAAAGUUGCGUUUUUCACGAGAACUCUCGACACAUAGAACACAGGUAGAACUUAAAUGAAGGCGUUUACACUUAAGCAGAUGCCCCUUUAAUGAACCAAGGUCCAUUACAAAGCAUCCAUGUGUUAAGUGCUGAUCAAGUAGCACAAUUCCUCACAUUUGUUUUGAUUUGGGACACUGAUCCUCGAGCAGCACUGCAGUUCCAGAUGCUUUUAAGAUGCUUUUGAAGCAGGUAGUUUAUGUCUCCAUAAAAUCUUGUCUGUGUAUGUUUUGUGUGUUACUGUGUCUAUAACGGAGAAGCCAUAUUGAAACAUAUAUAAUCUCUUAUUACUGCAAGUAGAAUUUAUGUUCAGUGGUUGUGUCCUUUGCUUUAGUCAGCCUGCCAAGUGUGGUGAUGAAGCAAACAGCAACCUUUAGGCAAAAAAAGCUUUAUUUUUCUAUUCUUGACUCAAGUUUGGGAGUCCCCUUUUUGCUAUCUUUCUGUCCUUUUCCUCUUACUGUAUGGAUCCUUAGACUGUGGAUUUUUGAGGUAGUCAUGCAGCCACGUCUUAGACGGAAGCAAAGCAGGUAGCUUUGCUUUUUUUUUGUGUUUUGUAAUUACAUAUUUUUCUGACUAUCAGCUUUGUUUUUGAUACACUGUGUUGAAUCAGUGAAAAUAGAAAGAUUUUCUCCUUAAAUUACUCUUCUUUAAUUUCCACUGAUUGCUGAACUGUGUGGAGGGUCCACACACACACGUUCAUGUUGGAAAUGAAAUAAAAUGAUUACUACUUAUUUCUCAUCGUGUGUCACACUUGAAAGCCAUCACACUGAGAUAAAAGAAAAACUCAGGCAACCAAAAUUUAAAAAUAAAACCCACAAUACUUUAUU
Messenger RNA from Toxotes jaculatrix (banded archerfish), 3041 nucleotides. RefSeq names its product cortexin-1-like. The record is from RefSeq and is a predicted model, not a curated record. Bases 1367 to 1747 code for a protein of 126 amino acids. The transcript is spliced from 2 exons. NCBI's taxonomy places the organism in Eukaryota, Metazoa, Chordata, Actinopteri, Toxotidae.